Molecule: messenger RNA, 1731 nt
Organism: Solanum stenotomum
Lineage: Eukaryota; Viridiplantae; Streptophyta; Magnoliopsida; Solanales; Solanaceae
Product: sulfite exporter TauE/SafE family protein 3-like
Exons: 11
Coding region: 139-1731 (530 amino acids)
Biological process (GO): protein ubiquitination
Cellular component (GO): membrane; Cul4A-RING E3 ubiquitin ligase complex
Source: RefSeq, a predicted model, not a curated record
AAGUUAUUGCUUUUAAACAGUUAGUUGGUUAAGUGUAAUGAUCUAUCAUUUCUUGUUCUCAACUUGCUUUUUUGGUCAAUGAUGUUCUAAUCUUGAUUGCCUCAUAAGGGUGCUGCUGGUUUAUAAAUAUACCAAUUGAUGGCUGAAAUAGGGAAGGCUUUGACAGGAUAUGUAGUUGGAGUGAUUGUUCUAGCUUUUGCAGUACUUUCCGCGUCUGCUGAACGAAUUGCAAAUGAUGCAACAAGUGAUGACUUUGAAUCAGGACUAUUCAAGCUUCUGCUUUACAAGGCUAAAAUGCAUUACCAACAUUUUUGGCCCGACUUGGAAUUGGGGUGGAGAGUAAUUGUUGGUUCUGUCAUUGGAUUCUUUGCUGUCGUCUUUGGGAGUUUAGGAGAUGAUAGGGGAGAUGGUAUCUUUGUUCCCAUGCUUAUUUUGAUCAUUGGGUUUGAUCCAAAAACAUCAACUGCAAUUUCAGUAUGUAUGAUAACAGGUGUAUCAGUGGGAACUGUGUUGCUAAGCCAUCCAAUAAUUGAACACCCCAUCAUUGAUUCUGAUCUAGUCCUUCUUUUAACACCAAUGCUGUUGCUAGGGAUCAGUAUCGGAGUUGUUCUUAACGUUAUUUUUGCUGAGUGGAUGGUUAUAGUUAUGUUGAUCGUUCUUAUCAUAGUUACAUCAACUAGGGCAUUCUUCAAGGGUGUUGAGGUAUGGAAAGAAGAAAACAGAAUGGAUAAGUAUUGGAACACAGAACCAUAUGAAGAAGAAGACGAAAAUGAAGAUUCUGGUGCUGAAGAUAUUAUGUACAAACUUCUACCUAGAGGUCCAAGAAUUAGAAAUGAAGAGGUGAUCACUUUCAUAGUUGUCGCUAUCAAUUUACUUGACUACCUACAUGGUCAAUGUCUAAUUUUUCAUAAACAAACAUUACCUCAAGUUAUUUUGAACUUGAUGUGCCUUUCGCUAUACUGGAAUGCUGACUUCUUGAGCUUCUCCAGGUCGUGUAUACGAAGGAUUUCAGCAUACUUAUUGCUGUGUGGGUCAUUUUCCUCGUUCUGCAUAUUGUUAAGGUUUAUUGCUUUAAAUUGCUUCUCUACAUAUACAUCAACUUGUUCAACGAUAUAUUGGAUCUUGAAUCUCUUACAGGUCCUUGCUGCUGUCGGAGUUUCUGCAUAUGAAGCAGUUUGCUUGUAUAACGGAACGAGGGUGGUCAUGUCAAGUGGAAAAGAAGUAAUAACCGUGUAUAUGGGAAACAGGGUGGUCAUGUCAAGUGGCGAAGAAGUGAUAACCUGGAAAGUGCAUCAGUUGAUCCUUUACUGUUGCUGUGGCUUUUUGGCUGGUAUAGUUGGUGGUCUGCUAGGUCUUCAUGGAGGAUUCAUUUUGGUUCCAUUGUUUCUACAACUAGGGAUUUUGCCUCAGGUUUCUAGCACCACUGCUAACUUUAUGAUGAUAUUCUCCUCUUCCAUGUCCGUCAUACAGUAUUACUUACUAGGACACUUUCCAGUACCAUAUGCCUUGUAUUUCGUAGCUGUGACCACUGUUGCUGCCUUGGUAGGACGCCAUGUCAUAGAUGAAAUAAUUCGCACUGUUAAUAGAGUAUCUGUGAUCAUCUUUGUUUUGGCCUUCACAAUCUUUGUUGGCUCAGUCUCAUUAGGUGGUGUAGGCAUAGCAGACGCGAUUAAGAGGAUCAAGGAAGGGCAGUAUAUGGGGUUUGAUAACAUCUGUGCAUAUAAGCCUUAA